Messenger RNA from Perca flavescens (yellow perch), 678 nucleotides. RefSeq lists its product as uncharacterized. Bases 52 to 678 code for a protein of 208 amino acids. The record is from RefSeq and is a predicted model, not a curated record. The transcript has 3 exons. NCBI's taxonomy places the organism in Eukaryota, Metazoa, Chordata, Actinopteri, Perciformes, Percidae.
CCCCGCGCCUCCUGGACGGUGAUCCCAUCUACACCGUCCGCCGUCUGAUGGAUGCCCGGCGGCGGGGGCGUGGGAUCCAAUACCUGGUGGACUGGGAGGGCUACGGUCCCGAAGAGAGGAGUUGGGUUCCACGUCGCCACAUCCUGGACCCCUCUGUCAUUCGGGAUUUCCAUCGCAGCCAUCCUGAUGCCCCGGGUGGACCGCCCGGUGGCGUUCCUAGGAGAGGGGGUCCUGUCAGGGCCCCACCUCCCUGAGCUGUCUCCCCUUCCCUUUUGUGUGUCUCCCUUGCCUCUGCCCUUUUGUGUCUGUGUUGUUUGUAUCCGUCCAUCUCUUUUUGUUCCCCAGUGCCCUGAAUCCCCACUUCCAGUGAAGGCACCCCGGCACCAAGGCUGCUGCAAUCACUGCUCAUCUUCCACACCUGCUCCAGUCCACGCACCUGGGACUGAUUGCCACUCUCCCUAUAUCAGGGAGAGGUCUGCUUUCAGUCCCCGCCAGAUAAUUGUCUCAGCCACACGCCGUUCACCCUCCACCACCGGUCACUGCUUUUGUUCCCUCUCAACUGGAUCUUCUGCUUGGACUCCUCAUGCCGACCUCUGCCUUGCCCUCCGUGCCUCUGGACCCCCAGCCUGUCAACGACUAUCCUCGCCAGCCAGCGUGACAGGAGAUAUAUGUGGCUGA